This is a messenger RNA of Amaranthus tricolor (Joseph's coat), 3337 nucleotides long. Its product is annotated as putative GTP diphosphokinase RSH1, chloroplastic. The record is from RefSeq and is a predicted model, not a curated record. The coding region runs from base 255 to 2861 and encodes 868 amino acids. The transcript has 24 exons. NCBI's taxonomy places the organism in Eukaryota, Viridiplantae, Streptophyta, Magnoliopsida, Caryophyllales, Amaranthaceae. Gene Ontology annotation, biological process: guanosine tetraphosphate metabolic process.
CCACAAUAUUGUCAUUCGUGUGGCCUUGACCACGCUCUCCAAGUCUAGUUUGUUUAGUCCACUUUCUCCUUUUCCAUUAUCGCCUUAAUUUGGUUUUUCUCCUUCUCUCUCUAUCUUCAACCAAACACUUACCUUAUCAAUUCAAAAUAUACCAAACAAUCUCACCACACUAACACUCCUUCCAAUUCUCCAUUUUCCGCCAUCAUCAUCCUCCUUCGAUGCCUUCUUCACUUUCCGAUGCUUCGCGGUAAACAAUGGCGUCUGCUCCAUCUUUGUCAGUUUCAGUGGAAUGUGUUAGUGUAUGUAAGCUAAAGAUAUCGAGAGGAGAAGGGAGGUAUGAUUGUAGUGUUUUUUCUUGUGCUUGGAAAGCUCCGCGGACUCUUACUGGUUCGUUAGCUAGUACUACUCAGAGUUCUUCGUCUUGUUAUUCUUUUAGAAGAUUCAACCGGCGCGUAUAUAGAUGUGGGGCCUCUGAUAUUAGAGGCAAUCACUGGCCGGAGAAUUCAUGCUUUACAGAUGCUGGAUGGUUCUUCAGGGAAAUUAGACAACACCCAGAUUCUGAAAGAUGGAAGUUGCACUGUAUUUCAUCUUCCAAUUCCAAUUUAUUUGAUCACGUUUCUGCUGAAAGUUUGUGGGAGGAUCUUAAACCUAGCAUCUCAUACCUACCUCCUGGUGAACUUGAGCUGGUUCAGAAAGCCCUGAAGCUUGCCUUUGAUGCUCAUGAUGGUCAAAAAAGGCGCAGUGGAGAGCCCUUCAUAAUCCACCCAGUUGAAGUUGCACGUAUUUUGGGAGAACUUGAAUUGGAUUGGGAGUCCAUAGCAGCUGGGCUAUUACAUGAUACUGUCGAGGAUACAAAUGUUGUAACUUUCGAGCAAAUUGAAAAGGAGUUCGGUUCUGCUGUUCGCCACAUUGUAGAGGGGGAAACAAAGGUAUCAAAAUUGGGGAAACUAAAGUAUAAAAAUGAGAACAGUUGUGUGCAAGAUGUAAAAGCAGAUGAUUUACGGCAGAUGUUUUUGGCAAUGACAGAAGAGGUCCGUGUUAUCAUUGUCAAAUUAGCUGAUAGAUUGCACAAUAUGCGUACUCUAUCGCACAUGCCUUCUCAUAAGCAGACAAGUAUAGCGCUGGAGACCCAGCAGGUGUUUGCCCCUCUGGCAAAGCUGCUAGGAAUGUACAAAAUUAAGUCUGAACUUGAGAACCUAUCCUUCAUGUACACGAACACCCAUGAGUAUGAGAAAAUUAACAAAAGAGUAGGUGAGCUUUAUGAAGAUCAUGAGAAAGAGCUCAAUGAGGCAAACAAAAUUUUGGUCAAAAGGCUUGAGGAUGAUCAGUUUUUGGAACUUGUGACUGUCAAAACUGAAGUGCAUGCUGUACUUAAAGAGCCUUACAGUAUCUAUAAAGCAGUUACCAAAGCAAAUGUUUCUAUCAAUGAAGUCAACCAAAUUGCUCAGCUUCGUGUAGUAGUAACGCCUAAACCUUGCACUGGAAUUGGACCUCUCUGUACUGCUGAGCAGAUUUGCUAUCAUGUGCUUGGGCUUGUACAUGGCAUAUGGACUCCAAUUCCUAGAUCUGUGAAGGAUUUCAUUGCUACACCUAAGCCUAAUGGAUAUCAAAGUUUGCAUACAACUGUUAUUCCAUUCCUUUAUGAGAGCAUGUUCCGGCUGGAAGUUCAGAUUAGAACAGAGGAGAUGGACCUAAUAGCUCAAAGAGGGAUUGCUGCUCACUAUUGUGGGAGAGUGUUUGCUGAUGGGUUAAAUGGUCAAGUAAUACCCAGAAACUCAAGAGGGAAGCCGGCCUGUCUUAAUAAUAGCAAUGCUGCAUUGAGGAUUGGCUGGCUCAAUGCAAUUAGAGAAUGGCAAGAAGAAUUUGUUGGUAAUAUGACCUCCAGAGAGUUUGUUGAUGUCAUCACGAGGGAUCUGUUAGGCAGCCGUGUCUUUGUAUUUACUCCACGUGGGGAGAUAAAAAAUUUGCCAAAGGGAGCUACGGUUGUUGACUAUGCAUAUAUGAUUCACACAGAGAUUGGAAACAAGAUGGUGGCUGCGAAGGUGAAUGGUAACCUUGUUUCUCCAACACAUGUACUCGCCAAUGCUGAAGUUGUGGAGAUUAUAACCUAUAAUGCUCUCUCUAGUAAAUCUGCUUUCCAAAAGCACAAGCAGUGGUUACAACAUGCUAAAACACGCAGUGCUCGUCAUAAGAUUAUGAAAUUUUUGAGGGAGCAAGCUGCAUUAUCUGCUGAAGAAAUCACUAUGAAUUCAAUAUACGACUUUAUUGCUGAUUCUGAAAAAGAAGAUGUGCAAGAGAAACUUUUGGACUUUUCCACAGUGAGCAGGCCAAUGUCAGAUAUGAUUUUUGAGACAUUGUCACCUCCUAAAACUCCUAAAGAACUUAAGCUGUCAAAUGGUGCUCUUGCUGCUCCAAAGGUCAAUGGGAAGCACAAUAAGACUGUCCAGCAUUCAAAUUCGACAAGUAAAGGGAAAAUAUUGUCACGAAAUAAUGAUAUUACUAAGUUGAUAAUUGCUAACACUGCGAGGCCUAGAGAUGUCCUUCCUGGUUUGGAAAGUUGGCAAACCAGCAAAAUUGCCGCUUGGCACAGCAUUGAAGGGAGCUCUAUCCAAUGGCUCUGUGUAGUUUGCAUUGAUCGUCGGGGUAUAAUGAGUGAAGUGACAACAGUACUGUCUGCUUUAGGCUUCUCAGUUUGUUCCUGUGUGGCCGAACUUGACAGAGGGAAGGGUAUGGGAGUCGUGCUAUUUCACAUUGAAGGGAAUUCAGAUAAUUUGAUUGAUGCUUGUUCCCGGAUUGAUGCAAUAUUCGGUGUUCUGGGAUGGUCCACUGGUUGCAGUUGGCUGAACGCCAUCGAAACCUAGACAUCUACUGUUCUUCAACACAACCACUAUCUCGUUUUCUAAGCAAUUCCUGCCCUGCAGGACUGCGAGUGAAAGAUGUCGGGAGAUAGGUGCUUUUUGAUGAUAUAUUUCGUUAAAUCAGAAUCCUAAAUUCUUUUUGGUAGAACAAAGCGAAGUAGAUAGCAAGGGCCAUAUGUAGCUCGUAUACUAAAGUCCGGGCACACUGUAUAUACUGAGAGUUAUAGUUAGGACUAAAGGUGUAAAGGGUUUAUACAAAAGCUUCAUCCAUGGGGAAAGAGGAAAGGAGAAGCUAACAUAUUCAUGAGUUAAUGUUACAAAGUUCUUUCAAUAUGUUUACUUGUACAUUUCUUAUCUUUUGAAUCUAUCCAUCGUAAUGAUGUAUAUCAGUUAUGUUGCAUUCUUCGUGUAUAAUCAAGCCAGGAUUCGGGAUUGAUUAACUAGUGGAUUCAAGAUGUGUUCAUUCGGAUUAUUGGGUC